AAAUGGUAAGAAAUGUGGCUGCAAAAUGUUGUCAGAUACUCCGGAGAUACUUAUGCCCUCACCCCAGAUACUUUCACGCGGAAAAACCGACUCGGCGAGCUCGAGGAACGCCAGCGGAGGAGCUGGCAGCGGAUUGGGGGUCGGCAGGCAGGCGAGGAAAACCCCGGCACCGGCCUCCCUCGAGGAUUUCAUCAUCAAGCGGGACUACACGGGUGCCAGGGCAUUUCUGGAGUACACCAACGAUGACGAGGACGAGGAAGAAGGAGCCCAGGGACCCAAGCAGAGUCAGGUGGACCAAUGGAUUGCCUUUUGUAAUUUCCAUUUGGGCGACUAUCAACAGGCUCUGGCCCAAUACAGGACCAUCCAGCAGGGAUCGACGAAUUCCGAAGGCAAAGUGGAUCUCAAUGUGGCCGUCUGCAUGUUCUACUUGGGUUUGUACGAGGAGGCCCAACAACUGAUGGCCAAUGCGGCUGAGAGUCCGCUGAAGCAGCGACUCCUCUUCCAUUUGGCCCACAAACUUGGGCAUGAGGAGGAGUGGAGUCAACUGCAGGAGGAGCUGCUGGAUUCGCCGAGCCUGGAGCAACAACUCAGUCUGGCUUCGAUGCACUAUAUGCGGGCUCAUUACCAGGAGGCCAUCGAUGUGUACAAGCGGGUGCUGGUGGACAACAAGGACUACCAGGCCAUAAAUGUCUAUUUGGCGCUGUGUUUCUACAAACUGGACUAUUACGACAUGUCCCAGGAGGUGUUGGAUGUAUAUCUUAGUCAGCAUGGUGAUAGCACCAUUGCCAUAAACCUCAAGGCCUGCAAUCGCUUUCGUUUGUUCAACGGGCGCGUGGCCGAGCAGGAAAUCAAGAAUAUAGCCGAUAAUGGCACAUUUGGUGCGGAUCUUCUGCGUCACAACUUGGUUGUUUUCAGGAAUGGUGAAGGAGCCCUCCGUGUCCUGCCGGGACUACUCAAUAUCAUACCCGAGGCCCGCCUGAAUCUGGCCAUAUAUUAUCUAAAGCAGGGGGAUGUCCAGGAGGCCCAUGCUCUGAUGAAGGAACUGCAGCCCACAUCGCCGCAUGAGUACAUUCUCAAGGGAGUGGUUCAUGCUGCCCUGGGUCAGCAAUUGGGAUCGAAAGAGCACAUUAAAACAGCGCAGCAGAACCUCCAUUUGGUGGGUAGUUCGGCCACCGAAUGUGAUACCAUCCCGGGUCGUCAGAGCAUGGCCUCUGCCUUCUUCCUCUACGAACAAUUCGAGGAGGUGCUGGUGUACAUGAACUCCAUCCGCAGUUACUUUGUCAACGACGAUGUCUUCAACUAUAAUUUUGCCCAGGCCAAAUGCGCCACGGGAUAUUACAAGGAGGCCGAGGAGUUGCUUAUGCAGAUCAGCGAUAUGGAUAUAAAGAAUCAGCACACCUACUGCAUGAUCCUGGCCAAGUGUCACAUCCACUGCGGUCAUCCGGAGUUGGCCUGGAAUGUUUUUAUUACCAGGGACACGAAUGCAGAGGCCUUUAUCCUUCUGCAAUUGAUUGCCAACGAGUGCUACAGGUGUGCUGAGUUCUGGGUGGCAGCCAAGGCGUUUGAUAUGCUCGAAAAACUCGAUCCCAGUCCGGAGAACUGGGAGGGCAAACGGGGCGCCUGUGCCGGAGUUUUAUUCGCUAUGGCCACUAAGGCUCAAAGAGGUCGUCCUGGCGGAGGAAUCUCCGAGGUUAUCGGUAUUUUGCGAGACUCUUCAAACUCACAGGCAGAGGCCAUGAUCAAAACGAUUCGAAAGCAUAUAAAUAAUUUUAAAUAAAUUAUAAAGAACUUGUAAAUUAUUU
Molecule: messenger RNA, 1802 nt
Organism: Drosophila takahashii
Lineage: Eukaryota; Metazoa; Arthropoda; Insecta; Diptera; Drosophilidae
Source: RefSeq, a predicted model, not a curated record